AUGAUAACACAAGGUUUUGUUCAGCCGAAUCAUUUCACUUUCUCGAGCGCAUUCAAGGCGUGUGGCAAUCUUUCGGAUCCACGAGGAGGUAAACAGGUUCUUGGACAUGCCUUCAAAAGAGGUCUUGCUUCGAAUAGCUCCGUUGCGAACUAUGUUAUCAGCAUGUUUGUUAAGUCUGAUAAGAUGGAAGACGCUCGGAGAGCUUUUGAAUCACUUUCUGAGAAGAACUUGGUCUCGUAUAACACCUUUCUUGAUGGAACCUGCAGGAACUUGGUUUUUGAGGAAGCUUUUGAGAUUUUCCGUGAGAUUAGUGAGAGAGGAUUAGGUGUUAGCGCUCACACAUUUGCUAGCUUUUUGACUGGGGUUGCGAGUAUUUGA
Molecule: messenger RNA, 378 nt
Organism: Microthlaspi erraticum
Lineage: Eukaryota; Viridiplantae; Streptophyta; Magnoliopsida; Brassicales; Brassicaceae
Source: the annotation of a GenBank genome assembly